Suillus paluster is the source of this 889-nucleotide messenger RNA. Its product is annotated as Extradiol ring-cleavage dioxygenase, class III enzyme, subunit B. Gene Ontology annotation, molecular function: ferrous iron binding; oxidoreductase activity, acting on single donors with incorporation of molecular oxygen; zinc ion binding. The coding region runs from base 320 to 889 and encodes 189 amino acids. NCBI's taxonomy places the organism in Eukaryota, Fungi, Basidiomycota, Agaricomycetes, Boletales, Suillaceae. The transcript has 3 exons. The record is from RefSeq and is a predicted model, not a curated record.
UAACGGAUUACGAAAAUAUAAUCUCCUCAUGGACUACUACGGGUUUGAUCCCUAUUUCUAUCAACAAAGAUUUGAAUCCAAAGGAGACCGUGGUUUAGCCGUGCGUGUUCUGCAGUUGUACAAAGAGGUACAUCACCCCCCUUUCCUCGAUAGCAAUGUCCUACAUAGGGUAGUACACCCCAACAAGAUAAUAAUUCGAUUCAAAAAAAAAGAAAAAAAAAGGAGAUACAUCGACAGAAAGUCAUUCUCUCGGUUGAUAUCGACGUGAAGGCAGGUCAAGAAGCCAAGCUUUCAAGUAUCCACGAGAGCCGCGGGUUAGAUGGACAUCGGAUCUUCUCCGCCUCUUCCAAGCUCGGGAUUGGACCACGGCGCCUUCGUUCCUUUCAAGCUUAUGUUUGGGAACAAGAUCGACGACGUGCCCGUCGUUCAAGUAUCUAUCGAGAGUUCUGACGACCCAGAACAGAAUUGGACAGUCAGAAAGGCUAUAUCGAAACUCAGAGAAGAAAGGACCAUCAUCCUAGCAGGCGGUCUGUCUGUCCACAAUCUUUAUGAUCGUAAACAUUUUUCAGAGAAGUUGGCGUUACCCAACGUGAAGAUGUUUGAUCUGGCAUUAACAGUAGCAGCAUCCCAGUUCCAUCUUGACGAACGGAAGCAGUCGCUGUUUGACCUCGUGAAACACGAUGGCUUCUCGCUGGCGCACCCCACGGCCGACCAUUUUGUUCCGCUGUACGUUGCAGCUGGCACAGGUGAGGAGGGAGGGGCUCAGGUCCUCGGCGUCACCUACGGUACUUCAGACGAUUGCAUUCGGCAUUUGAUCCUAUACACAUGUUUUGUACUACAAGCUAAAUUACACUGCGAAAUGAACAUUCCAAUCAUACAGUAUGAAUGA